This is a messenger RNA of Oikopleura dioica, 735 nucleotides long. NCBI's taxonomy places the organism in Eukaryota, Metazoa, Chordata, Appendicularia, Copelata, Oikopleuridae. The record is from the annotation of a GenBank genome assembly.
AUGAAGUUUUCUCUGAAAGAGAGAACCAUUGAUAACGGAUUGUUUACGUCCAGCAUGAACAUCGCCUACGAUCCGGAGGUAAAUGGAUUCGCACCCUUCUCCAGCGAUUCUAAAGAAAAUGCUGUCCAGGCAUCAGUCGAUAUCAAUUUCAACGCUUCAGCAAAAGUGAGGGAAAGUGAAGCCGACGCCAAGGUGAAUGACGAGGCUACCUUUGAAGGUACAGUUAAUGGUCUCGAGGAAGCUGUUAUUGAUUCAUUGAAUGCUGGUGAUCUGAUAAUCCUUGCUGAAAGUGUAACAGAAGUUGAGACUGAUAUUAUCCUCAAUAAUGACACCGUUAGACCUUACGAAGUGUCUGUGACCUUUACAGCUGAUUUUGAGCAGGAAAGGACGUACAAGAUUCCUCUUGAGAAAACAUGUGAGAAUCCGGUUAAACUCGAUCUCGCUGAUGAUUCUUACGAGAUACCGGUGGGCUGCGAUGUAGCCGAGCAAGUUGAUAACUUAGCAGAAACAGCCAAAAACACGAUCAACGAAGCUAUCGCUGAGAGCACAAUUGCUGAGGGGAAAGCUUUGCUGGGAAAAGUCACAAAAUUGGCGACUACAUCAACGCUCAUCAAAGAAGGAAAAGAUGGGCCAACAAUCGUCUUCAACCCUUCUAAUUUUCAGAAAAGCAGAAAUCGAAAGCUAAGUGAAAAGCAAGGAAAAAGGAUAAAUUCACUUUUCGAUCAUUACCAAUGA